Molecule: messenger RNA, 687 nt
Organism: Caenorhabditis remanei
Lineage: Eukaryota; Metazoa; Nematoda; Chromadorea; Rhabditida; Rhabditidae
Exons: 2
Coding region: 1-687 (228 amino acids)
Source: RefSeq, a predicted model, not a curated record
AUGACUAGAAGACGCGGAAAGAAGAGUAAGAAGACUGCCCACGUGAUGAAUCCUGUCAAUUCGGAAUCUCCUCCCAGCCAAUUUGUUGCCGAUGAAGUAGAUGAUGAGCUCAAAAAAGCUAAGCAGGAAUUGGAAGCUGUUCAACAUAAACUGGAUUUUCAAAAACUCUGCAACUUCACAUUGGCCAACGAUCACCAAAAAGCAUUGACUAUUUUGGAAUUGGAUAAAAAAUUGAUAGAGAAGCAAUCAGAAAUUAAUUCCCUAACUCAUCAACUCGAUGUUGAAAAACUGGUAUCAAGCAGAGCAAAAAUUCAACAAGACACUCAAGACCUCAUGUUGAAACUUAAAAUUCUGGAGGACGAGGAAGACCAGGAAGCAGCUUUGAAAAUGGAACAGGAGACAACUGAAAGCUUGAGAAAAAGGAGCAACCAAUUAAAGGAAGCUUUGAAGAGCAAUCUGAAAAUAAAGCCCUGGAAAGAUUGCCAGCUUUGUUUCCAGGAGUUUGCCAUAAACGUAGACAUGGUUCCAAGGCUCUUGCAAUGUGGACACACCAUCUGCUCAGCUUGUCUUCGGAAACUUAUGAAGCCGACAUACACCAAGUGUCCUUUUGAUGGAGCAGUUUGGCGUUCCAGCACGACGGAGACAGUCGAUGAUUUCCCGAAAAAUUAUAAAGUGUUUGAUAUGUAA